Messenger RNA from Dioscorea cayenensis subsp. rotundata (Guinea yam), 1663 nucleotides. Its product is annotated as protein PIN-LIKES 3-like. Gene Ontology annotation, biological process: endoplasmic reticulum to cytosol auxin transport. The coding region runs from base 237 to 1478 and encodes 413 amino acids. The transcript has 11 exons. The record is from RefSeq and is a predicted model, not a curated record. NCBI's taxonomy places the organism in Eukaryota, Viridiplantae, Streptophyta, Magnoliopsida, Dioscoreales, Dioscoreaceae. Gene Ontology annotation, cellular component: membrane.
CACUUGUUUAUUUCUUUCUUUUGAAUCAUCUUAGUGUUCCUAAUAAUAGCCAGAUGUAUUAUUUUGGUUCCUGUUGUUUUGUGCAAUGAGCUAUCAAUAAACAGGAAGAAGACAGAGAGUUAGAAUUGAUAAAGAAGGCACCUUUUCAGGCUCUAUUUAAGGUCAUCUACUAGCUGGUAGGAGGUGAGAGAUCAGUGAGAGAAUAGAAGGAGUUAAGAGAAGCUUUCUAAACAACCAUGGGUUUUUUUAAGCUUCUCAUCACUGCUUCAAUGCCUGUUCUGAAUGUGCUUCUGAUCACUGGCCUUGGAUCAUUUCUAGCAACCGGACAAGUCGGCAUCCUGUGUAAGGACGCAAGAAAGCAUUUGAACAAUGUUGUGUUCUUCGUAUUCAAUCCAGCUCUUCUCUCGACGAACUUAGCCCGGACAAUUACAUUGAAGAGCAUAGCUUUGUUGUGGUUCAUGCCAAUUAAUAUUCUUCUCACAUUUCUUCUUGGUUCUUUACUUGGAUGGGCUGUUAUCUAUCUCACAAAAACUCCUCCGCGCUUAAAAGGCCUAGUUUUAGGUUGCUGUGCAGCUGGAAAUAUGGGCAACAUGCUCCUUAUCAUCAUCCCAACAAUCUGCAAAGAAAAAGGCAGUCCUUUCAGAGAUCCUGAUGUUUGUUACAAAUUCGGCAUGGCAUAUGUGUCUCUCUCUAUGGCUAUCGGAGCGAUUUUUCUAUGGUCUUAUGUCUACAAUAUGGUUCGAAUAUCUUCAAAUUCUAUUGGAGAAAAAAUAAUUGACAAUCCUCAACAUACUCCUAAGCUUCCAGAUGAGAAUACAGAUGAUAAACCUUCGUCGCAGAGUGAGUUGAUAUCUGAUUGUCCAGCUGAACAACGGCUUCCUAUAACUGUAUCUGCAGAAUCUUCAACUAAGACUAAGGUAUCAAGCCUGACUCAUUUUAAAAACAAAUUGUCAAAUAUUGGAGAUGUAAUCAAAUUGAAAAAAAUGUUUAACCCCUCAACCAUCGGAUUGAUUGUCGGGUUUUUUAUUGGUAUAACUCCCCCAUUUAGAAAAGCAAUUAUUGGUGAUACCGCUCCUCUUCGGGUUAUCCAAGAAUCAGCAUCUUUGCUGGGAAACGGUGCGAUACCAACAGUCACUCUGAUAAUGGGAGGAAACCUUCUAAGAGGUUUACGUGGAUCAGGCACAAAAUAUUCGAUCAUUUUCGGAGUUAUUGUUGUCCGCUAUGUUAUAUUGCCUCUAAUAGGCGUGGUUAUCGUCCGAGGAGCAAUUCACAUGGGCUUAGUAUAUUCUGAUCCUUUGUUUCAGUUCAUUCUUCUGCUCCAAUAUGCUGUUCCACCGGCAAUGAACAUAAGUACAAUUACUCAAUUGUUUGGUGCUGGUGAAAAUGAGUGCUCUGUUAUUUUCUUAUGGGUAUACGGCUUCGCGUCGGUUUCACUCACCCUUUGGUCAACAUUCUUCAUGUGGCUGCUGUCACAUUAAUCCGGCUUCAUGGCAGCAGAAUUACGCGCUCCCGACUUGAUUUCAUCGAUCUUCAUGGGCAAUUUACUCAUCAUAUCAUAUAUCUAAAUGCAAUAUGUCUUCUGACUAGUAAGUUUCCAUUGAAAAUUAAAUGGUGAUCUUUAAAUCUGUUACAUUGUAUCUUCUUGUAUGAAUGCCAGAUAAUA